AAUUAACGUCAACAUAAUCAGCGACGCCCUGCGUUUCAUAACUUGAGAGUGUCCAUAGGCCAACCAGCAAAAAUUAAAUGAUUUCAAAAGUCGCUCGAUCGUCGGGGAGCGAUUCCUCGAACAUGUCAUGACGUAAUGAAAUAGGUCGUAGAAGGGCAGUUCUUCACAGAGACGUCCCUUUUUAAACUUUUUUUUAUUUAAGUACGUAUGCGACUGUGACUGCUGAGUUGUCAACCUGAAAUUUUGCACGCGGAAGUAAUAGCAACUUUUCAGCACACCCUAGAAAGGCCCACAAACACGGCGCGUUAAAAAAAUCUUUGAUUGUUUUCAACAGACGAUAAUAACAGGGGGUCAUAUUAGGCUGAUGCACGAAAAAGUUCCCGACAUAUCAUGCGACGUGCUGGAAAAGUGGCGGAUGUCGACCAGACGCAGGCCAUUCACGGGAGGUCGUGAUUGGCCGACGACCGGCUGGAUUCGGCCAUCCUUCUGACGCGUCGUACGACCUGUGGAGGGUUUGAUAAAAAGAGUUCGAUGCAAACCUCCCCCACCCCUCCCCAUCCCUCGACAAGCUGUCGCCUGUUUGUGGCCAUGAAAAAAAGAAAACCGUGUGAGAAUACCAUUUCACGAUCAUUGACAUUUUCAGGUAUUUCUUUAUAGAUAGCUAUUUAGCUCAAGGCACAGAACUGUUAAAUAUGUUGCAUCUUAUAGUAUCUUUAUUUUCGUAUAAUCGUGUUGUGUUUCCUCCUAGCACUACUUUGGACUUCACAAAAGACGAGAAUAUUUGGGCCUGCCUAAUAGGAGCGCUUCCACUUCAUAUGUACCGAUCUUGUCUGGAUCAGAUGGUCGUUCAAAGAUACCUGGCAUCGAGGACCCUCGAAGACGCCAAAUGGACUGCAGGAGUUGGAUUAACACUCUUAUCAUUAUUCCAUCUGAGCCUAAUAGGCAUUGGAAUAUUGCUAAUCUACUGGUUCAGGGACUGCGACCCUCUGUUAUCGGGUUCCAUCAAGCAACUGGACCAGAUCCUGCCCUUCUACGUGAAGGAGCAUUUCGCUGAAUUUCCUGGAUUUUCCGGGCUCUUUCUAGCUGGAGUUGUUUCUGCGGCCAUCAGCACAAUAUCGUCCAUUAUCAAUUCCCAAGCCGCUGUGCUGUAUACUGACGUUGUGUCGCAGUAUUUUACGCUGACCGAACUUCAAGCCACGAGGGUGACGAGAUGCCUCGCGCUUGCAGCCGGCACCGUCAUGACACUUUACAGUGCUGCUAUACCUUACAUGGGCUCUGCGAGCAGGAUAUUCAUGAUGGUGUACAACGCCGUUACUGGACCUUUCGUCGGUCUCUUUCUGAUGGCCCUCAUUUUUCCAUGCGUCAAUAGUAAGGGUGCCGGAACAGCAACAGUGCUGGCGAUCGCCUUCGAAUCCUGGCUCAUGUGCAAUAAGUUUCUCAUGGACGUUCGGCCUCAACGGAUUCCGGUUACACUUGACAACUGCCCAGGAAACCACACUACAUUCCUAACAGGAACAAGCAACGAAACUUUCGUUUCAACACCAAAUGUUCCGCAGGAUCUCUUCAUACUUUUGAAGUUGUCAUCCUACUGGAGUAACUCAAUCAGCACAAUUCUCACAAUUCUACUGGGACUGGCAAUGAGUGCCUUAACAGGUGGUCUAAAAAAUUCCUCAAAGAUGGAGCACUUGACUAGUGAUGUUUUCCUACGCCUCUGGAGAUGGAUGAAAUUAAUCUCACCUGCAGAUGUUGCAGUGCAAGUUUCAUCAAAUCGUCACCUGCGCGAGAAGGCGUCGGCGGACUUCAACCCUGAAGAAACGUGGGAGCUGACAAGAGAAACAAAAGUUUAAAUAA
Ixodes scapularis (black-legged tick) is the source of this 1851-nucleotide messenger RNA. Its product is annotated as sodium-coupled monocarboxylate transporter 1. Gene Ontology annotation, biological process: transmembrane transport; sodium ion transport. Gene Ontology annotation, molecular function: symporter activity. The coding region runs from base 693 to 1847 and encodes 384 amino acids. NCBI's taxonomy places the organism in Eukaryota, Metazoa, Arthropoda, Arachnida, Ixodida, Ixodidae. The record is from RefSeq and is a predicted model, not a curated record. Gene Ontology annotation, cellular component: membrane. The transcript has 10 exons.